Messenger RNA from Fonsecaea erecta, 1392 nucleotides. RefSeq lists its product as hypothetical. Lineage: Eukaryota; Fungi; Ascomycota; Eurotiomycetes; Chaetothyriales; Herpotrichiellaceae. Gene Ontology annotation, biological process: transsulfuration. Gene Ontology annotation, molecular function: transferase activity, transferring alkyl or aryl (other than methyl) groups; pyridoxal phosphate binding. The record is from RefSeq and is a predicted model, not a curated record. The transcript is spliced from 3 exons. The coding region runs from base 1 to 1392 and encodes 463 amino acids.
AUGAGUCCUUCAGCUGUCCACGACGAGUUCAACGGCGCCGCUGACGGCCAUGUUGUCCCUGUUAAGACUCCGGCGCGUGCCGCUGGCGAUUGGCACUUUGAUACCGUUCAAGUCCACUCUGGUCUUGAAGACGAGACUGCCCACGGACAGUGCACACUGCCAGUCUACAGUUCAGCUUCUUUCCGAUUCAAGAGCUCCAAAAGUAUUUCAUCUGCCUACAGCUUUGAAGAUGGCCCAAAAAGUCAGUUCUACAUGUACAGUCGGCUGUCAAAUCCCACCACCACAGGAUUCGAGAGGCGGAUGGCUGCCCUUGAGCUUGGUUCCGAAGCCCUGUCUUUUUCCAGUGGAGCUGCCGCUGUCUUGACAGUCGCACAGUCCCUCUUCGUCACCGGCGACAAUGCUGUCGUGUCUUGCUCGGUGCACGGCGGCACUUUUCAUCAGUUCAAGGUCAUCCUGCCUGCAUUGGGGCUCGAGGGCCGUAUUGUUGACACAAACGACAUCGCCAAGGUCGAAUCGCUGGUCGAUGAAAGGACCAAGUUCAUCUUUACAGAGACCAUUGGCAAUCCAAAAUGUGCAGUGGCCGACCUGGAGAAGCUCUCGGCCAUCGCCCGACGGGUUCAGAUACCUCUCAUUGUGGACGCCACUUUCACCGCCGCUGGCUAUUUCUGUCAACCCGCAUCUUUCGGGGCAGACAUUGUGAUUCAUUCGGCCACAAAAUGGAUAGGGGGCCACGGGACAACUCUAGGAGGUGUUGUCAUCGAUACGGGUCGUCCGACGUGGCAAUCGAAUGCGGCUCGAUUCCCACAUCUCCAUGCGAGAAGAGGCCGUAACGGCAGCGAACCCAGUCUUUUUGAGCAGUUCAAAGGAGGAGCCUACAUGACCUUCCUGCGAUGGGACUAUAUGCGGGACACGGGAGCUUGUUUGGGAGCACAGGCGGCUCAGCAGCUCUUCAUUGGCGUCGAAACACUCUCCCUCCGCUGCGAGCGCCAAUGUGAGAAUGCUGAAACGAUAGCAGCCUGGUUGCGAAACCACUCGCGAGUAGCGUGGGUUCGAUACCUUGGUUUUGAAGACCAUGAAUACCAUCAAAUGGCCAAGAAGUACCUGCGAAACGGAUUCGGUACAGUGCUCACCUUUGGUCUCAAGGGCAGUCUCGAUCUGGCUUGGCAAGUCAUUGAUGCCCUUCGACUGAUCUUGAACACGCCUAACGUCGGCGAUGCAAAGACCACCGUUGGCCACCACUGGUCAACUACACACAAGACCUGUUCUGAAGAGGAGAAUGAGGAUAUGGGAGUGUACCAAGACUUGUUUCGGCUAUCUUUGGGCAUCGAGAACGUGCAAGACCUCAUCGCUGAUUUUCAGCAAGCCUUUGACGCAGUUCCACUGAGUGGUUGA